Messenger RNA from Clarias gariepinus (North African catfish), 1851 nucleotides. RefSeq names its product chloride intracellular channel 2 (gene clic2). The record is from RefSeq and is a predicted model, not a curated record. The transcript has 6 exons. Gene Ontology annotation, molecular function: chloride channel activity. Gene Ontology annotation, biological process: negative regulation of ryanodine-sensitive calcium-release channel activity; chloride transmembrane transport. Bases 160 to 888 code for a protein of 242 amino acids. Lineage: Eukaryota; Metazoa; Chordata; Actinopteri; Siluriformes; Clariidae.
AGAAGGAGCAGUUCCCCGAGCAGACAGCUAACAGGCAGCUCACUCCUGCACACAGAUACUGUAUAUGUGGUAGUUCCUUUUAUCCUUUUGGUCACAACUAAUUUGUGGGAACACUUUUAAAGAGUUUUACGCUUACAAGCAUCCGGAUUGUGGGAAAUAAUGGCACUACAACAGGAUAGAGAACCAAGCAUUGAGCUCUUCAUAAAGGCAGGCCAUGAUGGAGAGAAUGUGGGGAACUGUCCCUUCUGUCAGAGUCUCUUCAUGGUGCUGUGGCUUAAAGGAGUCAAAUUCACAGUUACUACAGUCGAUAUGAGGAAGAAGCCAGAGGAGCUGAAAGACCUAGCUCCAGGGACCAACCCUCCUUUCCUCCUAUACAACGGCACCCUUAAGACUGACUUUAUGAAGAUUGAGGAGUUUCUGGAGGCAACCCUUGCCCCUCCCAGAUACCCUCAUCUCAGUCCCCUGAAUAAAGAGUCGUUUGAUGUGGGUGCAGACAUUUUUGCCAAGUUUUCUGCUUUUAUCAAGAACAGUCCAAACAACAGAGUACAGGAGCAGGCUUUGCUAAGGGAAUUUAAACGCCUUGAUAUUUAUCUAAACACUCCACUGCCUGAGGAGAUAGACCACAACUCCACUGAAGACAUUACAGUCUCCAAGAGGAAAUAUCUAGAUGGCAAUCGGCUGACGUUGGCAGACUGCAACUUGCUUCCCAAAUUACAUGUGAUCAAGAUUUCUGCCAAGAAGUACUGUAACUUUGAGAUUCCGGCUCAUUUCACUGGGGUACAUCGCUACUUGCAGAAUGCGUACGAGAGAGAGGAGUUCAGCCAAACUUGUCCAGCAAGUGUUGAGAUCGAGAAAGCCUAUCUGAGUGUUGCUUGCAAGAGGACAUAAAUCUCCAGCUUCAGAUCUCCUGUCUCGCAUUCCCAACAAAUUUAUACAUGAAGGAGGACAUUCUACCUAAAUUGUUUUGUAAAUAGCCUUAAAUUAAAUUAAGUGUCAAGUUCAGUGAAAAACGACUGAAUUUCCUGAGUUUAGUAUAAUAAUGAAAUGUUUGUUAAUGUUCUGAAUUAUACUGCAGUGCCAUUUAAUGGCUUUUCCAUUCAUUUAUCCCACCAACCUAAAACACAAGUGCUGAAUCCCUUAUGUUGCCUUUUAAACAGGCACAAUGUGCAAUUUAAUGUACAUCAAAUGUGAUUUGCUUUGUUCAUAAUGUAUAUAUGUAGGUAACACAGUGAAACAUUCUUCUGAAUGUUUAUACAUCUUUUUUUUAUGUGGUUCUAGGGGCUCCUUUAGAGAUUUUUCGAAAGAAUGUUAAAAAGCUACAUUUGUUAAACCUGCAAAAAACAUUUCCUCUGUAAGUUUAACUAUUUAAUCGUAACAUGCACAAUUUCUAUAUAUGCUAUGUAUCAUGCUAUUAUAAUACUGCAAAGUAAGAUAAAGGUGGGGGCAGUGGUGAUUCAGGGAAUGAGGCUCUGGGUUGCUGAUCGGAUGGUCGGAUUGGUGUUGGGCCCUUGGGCAAGGCCCUUAACCCUAUGCCAAUAAAAAUCACUCCCCUAUUGCAUGACACCAACCCUGGAUGAAAAAGGAGGAGGAUUGGGCUUCAGGCUAGCAACCCGUCCCUAUGAAAACCACUAUUGCUGUAGAAAUUAAUUACUACCUGAUGUGCUCACCAGCACAGGAAGGAAAAAAAUUAUAAUCUAAAACACUAUCAUAACGAAGCAUAUUUAUGUCUGCAAACGUACGUCUGAAUCAACAUGAACUGAUCCUUUAUGUUAUGUACAUAGUUCAGGUAUUCUGCAUUCAUCUACAUUUCAAGUAAAUGUAUCACUAAAAAGGUUGAAUUCAUAUCAAACA